Molecule: messenger RNA, 5274 nt
Organism: Volvox carteri f. nagariensis
Lineage: Eukaryota; Viridiplantae; Chlorophyta; Chlorophyceae; Chlamydomonadales; Volvocaceae
Exons: 17
Coding region: 1-4092 (1363 amino acids)
Source: RefSeq, a predicted model, not a curated record
AUGGCAACGUGCCGCUCUUGGCACAGUUCGCUGAAAGCAGCUCUGACAGCGUUGCGGGUGCAGUGCCUCGGGGAGCCUGCGCUGGGCAUUCCGUUUUCGUCGUUACGCUUCUUGGAUGCCUCUUUUUUGAGGCGAACAGCUUUCGGAAUUUCGUACCUGGCCCCGAUAUGGAGACCGGAAAGGCUGGGCAUGGAUUUUCCAAGCCUUACCAGCCUAAACAUAGCAGGCCAGGAUCUCGGGCAUCGAGGACUCCACGUUCUGACAACGCUGGCGUGCCGCUUACAGCACCUAGAUUGCUCGGGUUGCCUGUUGCGGGUUACCGACAUCCAGCCUCUGGUGCAGCUCUCGCGCCUCACGUCCUUGGCGCUCAACGCAGUCAGAACAGGACCCCUGCAGCAGCACACUCCAAGCGCCGCAUACUUGCUCGCGGUCGAGUUUGCAACCACAGCGGUACCGGCCCUUACUCAGCUGCGUCGCCUCGAGCUCUGCCUGGACGAGCAGCUGGGCGCAGAUUCGACAAGCACAUUAGAACGGGGUCCCGGACAGCCCCGCCCACAGACUCCCGGGGGAACUGUGGGACUGCCGAUACUUAAACUGGUCAGCCACUUGUCCGCUCUUCGUGAUCUGAGCUGCCUCCUGCUGACUCGCCAACAGCUACACGCCACCGACAUCGCAGCGCUCGCAGCCAUGACAGCCCUCACCCGCCUCGCCAUAUCCUGGUACGAGCACCUGCCGGCGCUGCACCUAUCAGCAGCCGCCUGGGCCGCACUCGUGGGGGGACCCAUGGGUCGCAGCCUGAGGGCCCUGGAGGUGGACCUGACGGGCUUCGUGGCCCGGGAGCGACUGAGCCUGGCCCCGUUGAGGUGCCUCAGGGCGCUGCGACUCCGCCGCUGCCAAAACAUCGACCUGCUGCUCAGCCUUAUGCGGGGGUUGCAGCAACCGCCUCAGCCGCCGCCUGCGGUGCCGUCGCAGCUGCCACCUACGGCUGCAGCAGCGGCCGCCACGGGCGGUUUCCCGCGAGUCCCUCCUCGUGCCGGUGGUGCUGGUUCCGGAGGGCCAGGAUGGGCGGGGCGGUGGGUUUGCAGCCGGCUGCCCCAGCUGCGCUUCCUGAACCUCAGCCGGUGCUUCAGAUCCCGACCGCGCUUUCAAUUCGGCGGCGACCUGCUCGUCCGGGAUCUUGCCGUACUGUGUCCGCUGCUCGUUGAGCUCGUACUGCAGGAAGUCCCGCUUCACGGCGCGGGUUUUCCGGACGGUCGUGACCUGGCGCUGCUGCCGUUCGUCGGCUCCGAAACCGAACCCACGGCUGCCCCGGGGGUAGGCCCUGCCAGCACUAUGGCCCAGCGUCCCGGUUCCGCCGCCCCCGCCGCCGCCGCCGCGAGCUCCGCCACCUCCUCUGGUUCUAGGGGGGGCCCCUCAACCCCCACCCCUUCAUCCUCCUCUCCGCCGUCUUCAUCAUCGCCAUCAUCGGCAUCAGCAUCGUCAUCGUCAAGCUCGUCGGCAACGAUGGCGCCAUCUUCGGACUUGGUUCAGCUGCCCUUCCCUCGGCUGAGGUCACUCGUGGUUCAGGGGGGCCCUAUGUUUAUGAAGAGCAGGUUUCGGAGCUUUGCCCACUUGACGGCGCUACGGCAGCUACGGAUAGAAGGCAUGACCGAGAAGGACUUCCUAGCCACCUGCAAGAUGGGCUGCUACGAGCCCCUCUCCCGUCUCACCGCCCUAACCGCACUGCACAUCAUGGCGCAACAGCAGCACCAGCAGCAGCAGCAGCACCACCACCAGAACCACCAACACCAGAAUCAACAGCACCAGCAGCCGAUUGUAGGCGCCGGGGGAGCGGCGGCGCACCCAGCAGGGGCUCCGGGCGCCGCCGCUGGCGGUGCCGCCGUUGCCGUUGCGGGCUUCCCGGGCGGCGGCGGGGUUGGGGGUGGCGGAGGGCUGUUGGCGGAGCCGGCAGGAGGAGGAGCGGGUGGGGGUGGGGAUGGCGGUGGCGGUGGCGGUCCGUCUGUGGCGGGUCGGUGCGGUCCCGGGGCGAGCCCUCACCUCCGACCAGAGCCCCACCUCAACUUCAUCACGCAGCUGAGCACCUUGCGGGUCCUGACCCUGGAGGCGGUGGCCACCCGCGGUCUGGUGUUCUCCUACCUGGCCCAGCUGCCCCACCUCAGGGCGCUCUCGCUGGCGGGCUGUGUGGACUUCUCGGAGGGCGGACUGAAUAGCUUCAAGAUGUCGUGUAUGGCCGGUCUUCGGAGCCUCCGACUGCUGGGUUGCGUGUGGGAGGGCGGGGACGCCUGGAGCCUUAUGUCCUGUCUCCCCGGCACAACCCCCUCCCUGGAGCAGCUGGAGCUCGGAGCCUGCCCGGGAAUUACCGUACAGCGCCUGGCAGCACUGUUCUUGCUACAGCCGACAGCACCACAGCAGCUGCAGCUGCAUCAGCAUCGCCCCGCGGGGUCGGGUCCCGUGGGGGGGGUGAUAGCGGCACCAGGUGCAUUGAGCCAGCUGCGUUAUGUACGACUGUACGGCGCGCCCAUCAACAGGCAUGCGGUGCUGCAUGAGCAGGCAGCCCUGGCUCAGUGCGGCGGCAGUCUCCGCUUCCUGGACCUGGUGUCCACCUGUCCCGGCUGCGAGAGCUUCAGCUUCGUACGGCACCUGAACGGAUUCCGGCUUGUGACUCCGGAGCUAGAGGAAGGGGCAGGGGGAGGGCACGUGUGGCGGGUACGGCAUGUGGGCUGCGGCACGUCAAAGGAUAUCGGGAACACGGCACAGGCGCCCGUUUCCGCCGACCCCAAAGCCAAGUCCUCCACGGACGCUGCGGGCGCUGCGGCUCCCACGCAGCCGGCCCCCAAGGAUGGAAAGACGGAGUGGCACCUCCUGCAGUACGUGGAUGACCUCUCAAAGGUCACGCAAGGCGCCUCUGUCCCGGGCUUCUUCCUCACGGUCCAUGACAACAAGGCGAAUGGCCUGCCUCGUCUCGGUGUGGUGAAUGUGUCCAACGGAUCCAUCACCCCCAUCCGCAUCAAGGACAAGAGCCGCGGCCUGGCGGAGGCCAAGGACCUGGAGUGCCUAUUCAUGCUGGACGGUGCGGUGGCGGGCAAGAAGCAGGCGCUCUACGUGGCCAUGACGUCCACCGGCAAGGGCUUUCUGUUCCGGGUGUCCAAGAAGAAGAAGAACUGGGUAGCGCACGGCGUCAAGUCGUUCAAGGUCCGCCCGCCCCCGGGGGAGAGCACCGCGGAUACCAACUGCGAGGGCGCACGAGCCUUCUUGGAGAACGGCAAGCUGUACAUGGAGUACGGCAGCCGCGGCGGCCUCAACCCCGAGGGAAAACCCAUCACGCCGUGGAUUGUGCGCGUCCCGCUGGACAUUGCGGCCAUCCGGAAGGGCAAGUUCACCGUGGACCCUGCGCACAUGGACGUGACGUACUGGCCUGAGAUGAUUGACAAGGACCCGAAAGUACGGCAGUGCGCCGAUAUGGGCCAGGCUGUGGGUAUGGCCCGGUACGGACAGCUGUUUGCGGCGGCGAAGGACGACGAGGCCACGGAGACGCACUUCAAGUCGUACAUUAUGGAACGUCUACCGGGCGCUCAGACGGGCGGUGUGGAGAACUUCAAGCCGCUGUUCUGUGUGCAGGGCGCCAAGAUUGAGGCCAUAUUCGACAUCACCAAGGAUGUGAGUGUGUUCGCAACCGACGAUGAGGGGAAGGGCGCCGUACUGACCAUCCUGCACCGCCACAGCGGGCUGGCCUGGAAGCAGCGAGUGAAGCCGCCGCAGGGACAGGACCCGCGGUUGUACGGCAUCUCGGGCAUCUCCCCAGUCGACCCAGGCAUUCGCAAGAAGCACGACGAGAGCAGCAGCGAGUCGGAGCAGAGCAGCGAGGACGAGGAGGAGGAGGAGGCGAAGGAGGAGUUGGAAGAGGCGAAGGAGGAGUUGGAGGAGGCGAGGGAACAGCUCGAGGAGGCGCAAGAACAGCUCGAAGAGGCGCAGGAGCAGCUGGAGGAGGCGCAAGAGGCCUUGGACGCCGAUUCCAUGGCGGUGCCGCGGCAGCUGCCGUACUGUUGCGUGCGGUGGAAGGUUAUAGCGUUUCGUGCUCGUGUAUCUCUGUAAGUAAGUAUGUUCGGAAUCUCUCUAUAUAUAUACAUAUAUGUAUUCGUCCGGUGGUCCUGUGGGGGCCCUAGCCUUAUGACGGACUGAUGACAACUUCCUGACGACGACGAGGACGACGAUGAUGAAGACGAUGAGUUCCCCUGUUGGUGUCAACACACAUACAUACAUACAUGCAUACAUACAGCAUACAAACUCUCUCUCCCCCCCUCUCUCUCCCUCUCCCCCAUUUUCCCUCCUGCUGAGGGAGAAAAAGAGGGAGAGACCAUGAGGUGGGGGGAUGAAGAAGACUUGCUGGUAGUAGUAGUGGUGGUGGUGGUGCUGGUAAUGGUGGGCAUGACGACAUGUGGGGCUGGUGGCGCGGUUGGGGGUUGCGGCCGGGGUUCCCAGGGAGGCGGGAGAGAGGGGCUUAGGGUUGAGCGAGCGAGGGGAUGUUACCUGGUGGGGUAGGUGGGAUAGAGGCAGGAGGCGAUGUGAGGUGAGGGGAUGUGAUGUGAGGUGGGGUGCUGGUAGCGUUGGAAAAGACCAGGGACCUGGGCCGGUUGCGGGCAGCAGGCACAGCUUAGGCCUCGAAAAGGGACGUUUGGAGCGUUGGGGACGGAUUAGGCCCCAGCUGACACACGGCGCACAAGAGAGCAUACGUACGUCUGUCUGCCUGUCUGACGUGUGUAAGUUGGUCCUGUUGCACAUUUGCAUGCAAUGUGCAUUGGGGUGGCUAUAGCUAUGAUGUGUCUGUCUGCGUGUAUAUAUUCGGUGCGGCGGCGACAUGCGAACACUUGAUCAAGCUCUUGCUGCAAAGCACUUGAAAUGACGAUUAUAAGCACUGGGUGAUCCGGAGACUGUUGUUGGUGAUGGUGGUCGUGGUGGUGUUUACUUGGGAUACACCACAAAUACUACCGCCGCCGCCACCACCAGGUGAAGCUUUCAAUAACACGCACAUCUCGUCGGCUUAUUCGCGGCGAUAACCUCUUAGGGGGAAAAAACCCUUAUCUUAUGCACCGCACGAUUUACAAUAUUGACGCCACCCGGUACCCGGUACGGCCUGCUGCUACCACACACGUGCUUCAUACUGCCGUAUAUCGCUGGGUUAAGCGGGAUUUUCCCCUUUCUUUCCCAGCAGCCACCCCUUGACGCCGUUAGCGAGGGCGGACGGUCGUUUAUGUCCAUGUUGACGUGGUCAUGGUC